This is a messenger RNA of Colletotrichum chrysophilum, 1293 nucleotides long. RefSeq lists its product as uncharacterized. NCBI's taxonomy places the organism in Eukaryota, Fungi, Ascomycota, Sordariomycetes, Glomerellales, Glomerellaceae. The record is from RefSeq and is a predicted model, not a curated record. The transcript has 5 exons. Gene Ontology annotation, molecular function: flavin adenine dinucleotide binding; oxidoreductase activity, acting on the CH-CH group of donors. Bases 1 to 1293 code for a protein of 430 amino acids.
AUGUCUCGAGUUCCCUUCGCAGACCCUCCUUGGCUCAGAGGCCUACCCUCACCCUAUUUCAACGAUUCACACAAGAGGUUCCAAGUCGCGUGUCGCAAGUUCAUCGACGAAAACCUGAACAAGGAUGCACUUGAAUGGGAAACAUCCGAGGAAGUGCCAUCCAACGUGUUCAAGACGUUCGCCGAUGGCAACUUCCUUCUUCCCGCCCUGCCGGCGCCUUUGCCCGUAGAGUGGCUGCGAAAGCUCGGAAUUACCCACAUGCCCGGGCGGGUGCCGAUCGAGGAAUGGGACUACUUGCACACAAUGAUCUACUCCGAUGAGAUGAGUCGAUCCGGUCUGGCUGGUCCCGGAGGAUCUAUCACUACUGGCGUUGCUUUUGGAAUCCCACCUUUGCUGCAUUAUGGCGAUAGCAAGUUGCAAGAAAGGUUCCUGCCGGAGCUUUUGCUUGGACGAAAGAGAACUUGUAUUGCGAUUACUGAGCCAGACGCCGGAUCAGACGUCGCAAACAUCACCACCACAGCUGAGCUGCAAGGUAACGAAUACAUCGUGAACGGAACCAAGAAAUGGAUUACCAACGGUGUAAUGGCGGACUAUGCAACUUUGGCCGUCCGAACCGGUGGCGAAGGCUCAGGGGCUAAGGGAAUUUCGCUCCUAGUGGUGCCCCUGGACCAGCCUGGAGUAUCCAGAAGGCGCCUCAAGGUCUCUGGGCAGAUCAUCGCGGGCACCUCGUUCAUCGAGUUGUCCGACGUUCGCGUGCCACGCGAGAAUCUCAUCGGCCGCGAGAACGAAGGCAUGAAGUAUAUCAUGCACAACUUCAACCAUGAGCGCAUGUUCAUCUCGGUGGGCGUGACACGGCAGGCCAGAGUGGCGCUGAGCUCGGCGUUUGCGCUAUCCGGAAAGCCACUCAUUGACCAGCCAGUCGUGCGCCAUCGCCUGGCGAAAUGCGGGGCAUUGCUCGAGUCGCAGUCUGCUUGGGUCGAAUCAUUUGCCUAUCAGCUGUCAAAGAUGCCCAAGAAGACUGCAGACGAGGAACUUGGCGGCUUGACCUCCUUGUGCAAAGCCAACGCAGGAAUUGUGCUAGAUGAAUGUGCAAGGUGCGCUGUUCUGUUGUUCGGAGGUAACGGAUACACUCGCACUGGAAAAGGAGAGAUUGCAGAAAAGAUCUACCGUGAAGUUCCGGGUGCGCGGAUUCCUGGUGGAAGCGAGGAUGUGUUGCUUGAUCUAGCUAUUCGCCAGUUGACCAAGAGGUUCCUUGCAGAAACCGAGAAGGAGAAGAAGAGAUCCAAGCUGUAG